AAAAGAAGACAAGAUGAACAAGGAAAGCGAAUGGUGAAAAAGGAAGAUAAAGUGAACGAACAACGGGAGAAGCAAAUGGCAAGGAAAAAAGAAAAAUGGCAAAAGAAUGGUGAGGAAGGCCAACAAGAAAAGAAGAAGCAAGAAAACAAGACGAACGGCAAGAAAAAAGAAGAAGCAAGAAAGACAAAACGAAUGGCAAGGAAGGCAAAUG
Molecule: messenger RNA, 211 nt
Organism: Acaulospora morrowiae
Lineage: Eukaryota; Fungi; Glomeromycota; Glomeromycetes; Diversisporales; Acaulosporaceae
Source: the annotation of a GenBank genome assembly